AUGCCACUGUAUGCAAAGUUUCUCAAAGAACUCAUCACCAAAAAGAGGAGUUGGAGAGAGAAAAAAACUAUAAUCCUCACCCAAGAAUGCAGUUCCAUAAUUCAAAAGGGUUUGCCACCCAAACUGAAGGAUCCAGGAAGCUUUCUUAUACCACGUACCAUUGGAAACAUGAUGACUGACAAAGCAUUGUGUGACCUGGGAGCAAGUUUUAAUUUGAUGCCACUCUCUAUGAUGAAGAAGCUGCUAAUAGAGGAGGUUAAACCCACUAGAAUGUCACUACAACUUGCUGAUAGAUCUCUCAAGAUACCCAAUGGAUUGGUGGAAAACCUCUUGGUGAAGGUUGGAAAAUUCAUUUUUCCUGCUGAUUUUGUGAUCUUGGACAUGGAUGAGGAAGGGAGUAACUCAAUCAUUCUUGUAAGACCCUUUUUACCCACAGCUAGAGCAAUAAUAGAUGUUGAAAAGGGUGAAAUGGUUCUUAGGGUUCUCAAUCAAUGUUUUCAAGGCAAGGCAAUACCCUACUGA
This is a messenger RNA of Arachis stenosperma, 522 nucleotides long. RefSeq lists its product as uncharacterized. The transcript has a single exon. Bases 1 to 522 code for a protein of 173 amino acids. NCBI's taxonomy places the organism in Eukaryota, Viridiplantae, Streptophyta, Magnoliopsida, Fabales, Fabaceae. The record is from RefSeq and is a predicted model, not a curated record.